AUGCAAAUUGAAUUCUCGUGCUCGAAGGUGGUUGGAAUGCCAGUGUUUGUGAGGGAAACCGCUAACUGUUUAACAGCUGAUGGUGGUGUGUUCCAGCUGGCUGUUGGGGAGAACUGCGUUGUGCAGGAGAAGCAGUAUGGGGGUAUUUUUAACCUGAUGGCACUGCACUCCCCUCAUGGGGGCUACAGCUUGACAACAGAGAAGGGAGACAAUUACCUUAUUAAUGUUUGUGGGCCACUCAACAGAACUUGCAGUGGACAGGAAGCAAGUGUGUGUCUCAUUACACAGGCCGGCAACAUGUUUGCUAUAGGCCGAGUCAACAAGACUGUGAUAUAUGAUAGUGGUGCACUUCGGUUUGUACUGUAUGGCGAGGGUUGCAAACCAGGACGGAAUGUCAGCACUGUUAUGUUCUUACUCCUAUGUAGGCAUGGCAGUGAUGUGGGACAGCCUGAGUUUUUCUCAAAGGAUGAUGACUGCAAUUUUUACUUCGUCUGGAACACGAGAGCUGCGUGUCCACCCCAUCAGUUUGUGGACUGUACUCUGAUGCAUAAUGAACAGUUUUAUGACCUGAGUCAACUCACGGACUUAAUGAGCAACCACGUGGUGGUUAAAAAUGGUCUCAUGUUCUUGCUCAAUGUGUGCCAUUCAAUUGUGUUUGGGAAAGAUGCGUUCUGUCAGUACUCAUCUGCCGCCUGUCUGUUCAACCUAUCCAACCCAGACCCUACCAGCAGGUUCAGCAACAUUGGUGAUGUGGGGAAUGGUCCAUAUUUUGAGGAUGGAAGAAUAAAACUGAGGUAUGAUGGAGGGGAGAUCUGCCGUGACCCAGAAGGUCCGGACCAUAUUUCGACAAUCAUCACGUUUGAAUGUGACCACAGCACGAAUUACAUGCCAGAGCUUCUGAUUGGAGAUGUUUGUGUGUAUGAAUUUAUGUGGAGAACACAAGCGGCCUGCCCUGUGAAUGCAACAACAGAACAGCCGCAUGAGGAUGACAGCUGCACUGUGGUAGUCCCUGGCACAGAUAACAGGAUUAAUUUACGGCCCCUGAGGAACAAAGUAAGAAUGGUGGCUGACUUGGCUGGAUACAACUACUCCUUCGUUGUUUGUGGGAACUUAUCGGGCAGCCCCUGUGGCAACAAUGGUGUUGGUGUGUGCAAGUUCAAGGCACAGGACCAAUCUCAGUUCUGGAAUGCAGGUGUGGGAAACAGUCACCUACACAAUAGCCAGGGUGCCAUAUCAUUAAAGUACACUGAUGGAGCACCUUGUAAUGACAAGCUGAAACGUAGCACCCAGAUUGUUUUUGUGUGUGAACCAAGUGGCUCUGAGCGGAUCGUAUUCAUAGAUAAGGUGGAAAGCUGCACGUACAUCAUAAACUGGUACACUGACCUCACGUGCAAUGGACUGGUGGAGUGCUCCACCCCAGCCUGGAGUGACCCUGAGCCGGUGAACCUGACACCUCUGAUCAGAUUGGAUCAUAACUACAAAGUACAGGCUCAGAAUGACACAGUAUUUUACAUAAAUGUUUGCCACCCCCUGCUGCCAGUACAAGGCCUGAACUGUCCUGGGGGCUCUUCUGCAUGUGUUGCACGUCUUCACAACGGCAACUUAAUUGAAGAGAAGAGCCUGGGUUUUGCUUCGGGGCCAGUGAAGGGAGACAAGGGAAAGGUGUUCAUCAUGUACUUGCAAGGGGAGAACCUGUGUUUAGGAAUCUCACCAGUGACUGCCAAUACCAGUUCCUUUGGAAGACAAGUGUAA
This is a messenger RNA of Zootermopsis nevadensis, 1752 nucleotides long. The record is from RefSeq and is a predicted model, not a curated record. Lineage: Eukaryota; Metazoa; Arthropoda; Insecta; Blattodea; Termopsidae.